Messenger RNA from Hyaloscypha bicolor E, 1083 nucleotides. RefSeq names its product alternative oxidase. The coding region runs from base 1 to 1083 and encodes 360 amino acids. Gene Ontology annotation, molecular function: alternative oxidase activity. Gene Ontology annotation, biological process: alternative respiration. Gene Ontology annotation, cellular component: mitochondrion. NCBI's taxonomy places the organism in Eukaryota, Fungi, Ascomycota, Leotiomycetes, Helotiales, Hyaloscyphaceae. The record is from RefSeq and is a predicted model, not a curated record. The transcript has 2 exons.
AUGAACGUUGCACGAGUAUCAACGAAGCUACCGCUCUCCAAACAAACAGCUGCACAGCUCUCAAAAGCUGUAGCAAGCUUCUCUCACUCCUACGGAAUCUCCAGCACACCGGGUCUGCAUCUGCACAUUCAACCCUUACAGUCCCGACGCCAAUUCUCCUCGACAUCAAGAACUCGCCUUCGAGACUACUUCCCAGAGCCCGAAAAGGGCCAAAUCUUCAAGACCGAAGCAGCAUGGCCGCACCCAGGAUACGAUGGCGAGAAGAUGAAGAAAGACAUCUACUUCGCCCACCGCGAGCCGAAAGACUUCUCCGACCGCAUUGCGCUCUUCAUGGUCCGUUUCUUGAGAUGGGGAAUGGAUACCGCGACCCGAUAUAAACACCAUGUUGAAACCCCGAAGAUGAUUGGCGAUACCAACACCGUCAGCGAGACCAAGCCCUAUGAAAUGAGCGAACGAAAAUGGCUCGUCCGAAUGGUGUUCCUCGAAUCCGUAGCUGGAGUUCCAGGUAUGGUUGCAGGCAUGCUACGGCAUCUGCACUCUCUCCGCCGCAUGAAGCGGGAUAAUGGCUGGAUAGAGACAUUAUUAGAGGAGGCGUAUAAUGAGCGUAUGCACCUACUCACCUUCUUGAAGAUGGCCGAACCAGGCUGGUUCAUGCGAUUUAUGAUCCUCGGAGCCCAAGGCGUCUUCUUCAACAGCAUGUUCCUCUCCUACCUCGUCUCCCCCCGUACUUGCCAUAGAUUCGUCGGCUACCUCGAAGAAGAGGCAGUACUCACUUACACGCUUGCCAUCCAAGACAUCGAGGCUGGCAAGCUCCCGAAGUGGACUGAUCCCAACUUCAAGGUUCCUGACCUUGCGGUGAACUAUUGGAAGAUGCCGGAAGGCCAUCAGACGAUGAAGGAUCUGCUUUAUUAUAUUCGGGCGGAUGAAGCGAAGCAUAGGGAAGUCAACCAUACGCUGUCGAACUUGAAGCAGAAGGAGGAUCCGAAUCCCUUCCUUAGUGAAUAUAAGGAUAAAUCGAAGCCGCAUCCUAGCAAGGGCUUGGCGGUCAAGCCGACGGGAUGGGAGAGAGAUGAGGUCAUCUGA